UUCUUCAAAUCUCAGUCAAAACCCCCUCAAAACCCCAUCGCCUGAGACUAAAAUACACAGAAGAAAAGGAAAAAGGAGAAAAAGAAAUUAACUACCAUGAUUGAAAAUCGAUUGAUUCUACUUCUGAGGAAAUCCAAAACCCUAACCCAGAAAUUUCCCUCAUCGAAUUCGCGGGAAUGGAAAACAUUUACCACUCCUUGUGGAGUCUCAACCGAAUCCCAAUCAAGAUUUUAUUCCUCAUUUCAGAGAUUGAUUCCUGCUUCCGAAAACCCAGUCUCCAGAAGCUUCAUUGGCUACGGUUUAAGAUCGGUGCUUCAAAAUAACUGUAAGAACUUUUACAAGCCAUCAUUGAGGAAUUGCUCCACCGUGGCAUCUGUAUCUCCGAAAAGCACAGAAGCACUGAAGCUUCUUGUCACAGCUGGACCCAAAGCUCAGAAAGCAGUCGGUAUUUGGCUUUUUGUUUCUGCCGCUUGGGUAUUUAGUAUGGUGGUACUUGGUGGUGUCACACGUCUAACUAGAUCAGGCCUUUCCAUGACUGACUGGAAAUUCACCGGCGGUCUUCCACCUCUAUCGGACGAUGAAUGGCUUAUCGAAUUCGAAAAAUACAAGCAAUCCCCCGAAUACCAAAGAGUAAAUAAAGGGAUGAAUCUUGAUGAUUUUAAGUUCAUAUAUUGGAUGGAAUAUGCGCAUCGUAUGUGGGGAAGGGCAUUGGGUAUAAUGUUUGCACUACCCUUCUCGUACUUCCUUCGUAAAAAAUAUAUUACAGUCCAAUUGGGACUUAAACUGUCCGGAUUAUUUGCACUCGGUGCUGGGCAAGGACUAAUUGGCUGGUGGAUGGUCAAGAGUGGUUUAGAGGAACCUGUAUCCGAGCACAUUGAACCGAGGGUAAGUCCUUACCGACUUGCAGCUCAUUUGACUUCGGCAUUUGUUAUCUACUCUGGUCUUUUUUGGACUGCGCUUUCUGUUGUAAUGCCUGAGCCACCUACUGAAUCAGUAGCAUGGGUAAAAGGUGCAGCAAAAGUGAAGCGUAUUGCGCUCCCUGUUAGUAUUCUUGUCGGGAUUACUGCUGUAUCUGGAGCAUUUGUUGCUGGAAAUGAUGCUGGGCGUGCCUUUAAUACUUUUCCGAAGAUGGGUGAUGUGUGGAUUCCGGAGGAUGUGUUUGCCCUAAAGCCUCUAAUGCGCAAUUUCUUCGAAAAUACAGCAACUGUGCAGCUUGACCAUCGAAUACUUGCUACUGCAACCUUAUUUUCUGUCGGUGGAUUAUGGUGGUUAACGAGAAAAAUUGAUAUACAUCCUGCAAUACGAUCUUUAAUAGGAAGCACUGUGGGCAUGGCUGCUCUUCAGGUUACAUUGGGAAUAUCGACUCUUCUUUCGUACGUUCCGGUAUCAUUAGGCUCUGCUCAUCAGGCUGGAGCUCUGACUCUUUUAACCCUAAUGAUUCUUCUCAACCACACUUUGAGACGACCUUCGUUGCAACUUCUGAAAACACUUCCUGCCGUGGCGAAGACCGCCUGAUAAUAUGAUAUUACUCUCUAAUUUAUUCAUGACUAUUUUUUUGCUGUAAUUUUAUCGUUAAAUAAUUGGAAAGAAUUAAAAUUAGUAUUUUUAGAGCAACCUGGAAUUUGUAAUUUCUACGCUACAUUUUUUUCCCCAGUGUUGGCAUUGGAGAAUGUCUCUGGAUCAGAUUGACAUUGA
Molecule: messenger RNA, 1695 nt
Organism: Erythranthe guttata (spotted monkey flower)
Lineage: Eukaryota; Viridiplantae; Streptophyta; Magnoliopsida; Lamiales; Phrymaceae
Gene: COX15
Product: cytochrome c oxidase 15
Biological process (GO): heme A biosynthetic process
Cellular component (GO): mitochondrial inner membrane
Molecular function (GO): oxidoreductase activity, acting on NAD(P)H, heme protein as acceptor
Source: RefSeq, a predicted model, not a curated record